AUGUAUAUGGGCCUAAACGUCUGUAAGCGUCUGCCAUGCCAGGAUCAGCAAACCAUGGCCUUCGCAGCCCGGUAAGCGCUGGCGGUUCUCUGACACCUGGUUCCCUGCCGAUGGAUGCGUUUGCGCUCCCGCAUGGUAUAAAGGCCGUGGGCUUGGCUACCCAUUCAUUCUUCUCCUUCUGAUCCGUCGUGGUGUUGAUGCUGUUGUUGUUGUUGCUGCUGCUGCUGCUGCUGCUGCUGUUGUUGUUGUUGUUGGUUAAAAUCCUGGCAAAUUGUUGCUUGGGCCAAGGGGUGGAAUUUGAGCGCCAAGGUACGGGCUCGGCCGCGCCAUCCAUCUGCAUCCACCUCUGCUUCCGGUCUUCUUGACUCUGUCUUGACGCCGGGCUCCGGUGGGGGAGGGGAGCGUGAAGUAGAUGCUGCGCAAGUCUACGCUCACUAUAAACUGAAUUACGCGCAAGUCCUCGUGCCUGCUUGACCUUGUUGUGGAGCACACGGUAGACCUCGUCGGAUGCGACGGCCGAACUGUGUGUGUAUGUGUGUGGUUUAGUGAGAGAGAGACAGACAGAUAGGCAGACGGCACAUGUUAUCGGAAAUGCCCACGCAUAACAAAUGCCUAUAUUGGGUGCGGGGGCACGCCCAGUCGUCGGCUCACUCCGCGCCAAUUAGCAUCCGUGCUGCCCCUUAUUAUGUUUGGAUGAAAUCGUGAUCAGUGUCCGUUGUGGACCAGAGUGUGGUGGUACGCCCAAGGACAUGUUUUCGCCGUCCCAGCGACCUACGGCCUCUCUCGCCUCCGAUCUUCUUGACGAUAUCUUGACACCGGGCUCAGGUUGGGGGAGCAGGAGUAGAGAGUGCGAUAGGCGUUGCGCAAGUCACUGUCACUGCUUUCACCCACCUGCAGAGCACAGAGGGGGCGUUGUCGAAGUCGACGUUCGAACUGUUGCUUGUGAGAGAGAGAUAGAGAGUCAUUCUGUCUUUGGAAUUGUGCUCCAAAAGUUGUAUCCAGUACCCACCCCACAGUUGUACCUGUUAAGAGAAGUCGAUUUCACGGGGAACGCCAGUUCUUGGACGACCAGAGCUCUCCUCCCUUCUGGCCGAUUGUCUGACAGAGAAUGAACAUUACAGAAUGAGCAAAGUCAACCCUGGCAACUUAUGGGAGGGCUUAGUGACGGGAACGUUUGUUCGACUGCUUGUAUUUGCGUCCGUCGGACAGACGGUAGAAAGGUGGGCUGUGUGACUGCUCUUGGGGAGGAGCAUUGUGUUAGUUGGGGGGGGGGGCGGGGGGGAGCUAUAUUUGCAUGUCUGGUAGGACGAUGGGAUCUGGACUCUGGUAUUUUACCGACGAUUUUCGCAGAAACAUACACGACGUCUGAAUUUUCUGGCACAUGUGUAUGUGUGUCGAGGCUCGAGGCACUGGUUCGUCGGUCGCAGUAUGAUGGAUUCGCAAGUGAUCCACGAAGCCGUUGCGGGUCACAAGGGCGCGAUCGCAAUGAGGACAGGUUGCGAUUUAGCCCGCAUUGCUGGCGCAAAAGGUGACUGUGAUGGUGUUUUUCAGGAUAGUGCAGUAGAUGUGCUAACUCAUGAAAUUUCAACCAAGAUGUCGAAAUGCGUUCUCGUUUCGAAAAGAUAAAUUAAGUAGUGUUGUGAAACUGAUCAUGAUGCAGCAUAAAUCUAUAAUGAUCCAGUUACCUCAGGGUGUCGGCUUUCGAAAGAACCUAUUUUCGGCUGCAUGCAAGAUCUAUACUCUGCAAAAAAUGACUUCAUAUGUAAUAUGCAAUUUUCUCAUUGAUUUUCGAUGCCCUUGAAAAUUCAAUUAUAUUUCAUGGAAAACAUGCAUAAAAAUAUUCAUUCUUUUACUUAUUCGGUAGAAAAUCACGUCUUCUUUCAAUUUUAUACUCAAAAGCAGAGUAUAAUUUGGUUUUAAAAAACUUUUCUAAUUCCCGAAUAAUUUUGAACCCGACCUGCUGUUGCACUUGCAUUCAGGGUUUCAAAACUACAAGCUGUAUUUUUUUCCGUGUACGGAAAACCAUGCAUUUCUCUACGGUGUUAAGAGGAGACCAUAUGAGGUUCAUAAAAUUAAGCAGUCGAUUUGAGCAAUAUUGUUAACUUUACAAGCCACAUUCGUAAAUGCAGAUACAUGACGUUUCAUGAACGGCCAUUUAACGGUAUUAAAAAUCUCAAAAUUAGAAACUCUUUAAAAACCGAAUUGUACUCUUCCUUUGAGUAUGAAAUUUGAAGAAGACGUGAUUUUCUACCGAAUAAGUAAAAGCAUGAAUAUUUUAUGCAUGUUUUCCAUGAAAUAUAAUGGAAUUUUCAGGGACAUCGAAAAUCAAUGAUAAAUUUGCAUACUACUUAAGUAGUCGUUUUUUGCAGAGUAUAGAUCUUGCAUGCAGCCGAAAAUAGGUUCUUUCGAAAGCCGACACCCGCAGGUAACUGGAUCAUUAUAGAUUUAUGCUGUAUCUUGAUUAGCUUUACAACACUACUUAAUUUAUCUUUUCGAAACGAGGACGCGUUUCGAAAUUUUGGUUGACAUUUCAUGAGUUACCAUAUCUACUGUAGGUGUGUCUUCGCCGGCGGCGGCGGCGGCGGCGGCGGCGGCGGCGGCGGCGAUGAAGGCUUCCUGGGAGAUUGGAUCCCGGUCUGCCGUGUUGAAGUUGCAACGGGUCCAAAAAUAUCAAACAAGGCCGGCCUGUGCCCCGAAUGUCCGCCAACAGCGUAG
This is a messenger RNA of Spirometra erinaceieuropaei, 2715 nucleotides long. Lineage: Eukaryota; Metazoa; Platyhelminthes; Cestoda; Diphyllobothriidea; Diphyllobothriidae. The record is from the annotation of a GenBank genome assembly.